Daldinia decipiens is the source of this 1221-nucleotide messenger RNA. Its product is annotated as vacuolar protein sorting-associated protein 26. Gene Ontology annotation, biological process: intracellular protein transport; retrograde transport, endosome to Golgi. Lineage: Eukaryota; Fungi; Ascomycota; Sordariomycetes; Xylariales; Hypoxylaceae. The record is from RefSeq and is a predicted model, not a curated record. The transcript has 2 exons. Bases 42 to 1001 code for a protein of 319 amino acids. Gene Ontology annotation, cellular component: retromer complex; endosome.
CCCCUCUCCCCCCCUCCGCACUCGAAAACCCGCCCCCCAAUAUGUCGUACUUCUUCGCCACGCCGGUCGACAUCGACAUAGUGCUCGAAGACAGCGAUGACCGCCAAGUGGUGGACAUACGGGAGAAGCAGCGCCGCGAGAAGGCGCCGCUGUACAUGGACGGGGAGUCCGUCAAGGGCCAAGUCACCGUGCGCCCCAAGGACGGCAAGCGCCUGGAGCACACCGGCAUCAAGGUCCAGUUCAUCGGCACCAUAGAGAUGUUCUUCGACCGCGGCAACCACUACGAGUUCCUCUCCCUCAACCAGGAGCUCGCCGCCCCCGGCGAGCUGCAGCACCCCCAGACCUUCGACUUCAACUUCAAGAACGUCGAGAAGCAGUACGAGUCCUACAACGGCAUCAACGUCAAGCUGCGCUACUUCGUCCGCGUCACCGUCGCCCGCCGCAUGGCCGACGUCAUCCGCGAGAAGGACCUCUGGGUCUACAGCUACCGCGUGCCCCCCGAGAUGAACUCCUCCAUCAAGAUGGACGUCGGCAUCGAGGACUGCCUACACAUCGAGUUCGAAUACUCAAAGUCCAAGUACCACCUGAAGGACGUCAUAGUCGGCCGUAUAUACUUCCUGCUCGUCCGCCUCAAGAUCAAGCACAUGGAGCUCAGUAUUAUCCGGAGGGAGACUACCGGCGCCGCACCCAACCAGUACAACGAGAGCGAGACCCUCGUGCGCUUCGAGAUAAUGGACGGCUCCCCUUCCCGCGGCGAAACCAUCCCCAUCCGGCUAUUCCUAGGCGGCUUCGACCUAACACCUACCUUCCGGGACGUGAACAAGAAGUUCUCCACGCGGUACUACCUAAGCCUAGUCCUCAUCGACGAGGACGCCCGCCGCUACUUCAAGCAGUCGGAAAUAAUCCUCUACCGACAAGCCCCCGGCGACGCCGUCGAGUCCCAAGGCGUCGUCUCCGUGCCCGAGUCCACCCGCCCCAUGCCCUUAGCCGCCCAAGCGUAGCAUAAAACUAGGUUAGGAGUGUGAUCUUGCUGUUGUUGUUAUUGUUUUACUGCCUAUCAUUACAAUUACGGCUAUUUACAAAGUUAACUUGCCAUGUUGCCGUCACGUUAAACCCUAAUUCUCUGUACAUUCUUAUUAUUACUACUACUACUACUACCUACUCACUCACCCCCCGCGAGGUCGAGCAUUGACGGCACGGCGUUUAAGUGGUCUUUGGUCU